Molecule: messenger RNA, 1128 nt
Organism: Gastrolobium bilobum
Lineage: Eukaryota; Viridiplantae; Streptophyta; Magnoliopsida; Fabales; Fabaceae
Product: UPF0496 protein At1g20180-like
Exons: 2
Coding region: 1-1128 (375 amino acids)
Source: RefSeq, a predicted model, not a curated record
AUGACAUGUACUGGGUGGCUUUGUUCUCUGCCAAGAAGAGCAGGUAAAUCACGGAAAGAAUGUGAUGAAGAUAACUUGUGUAGCAAGCCAAACGUCAAUGAAGAAUAUCUUGAAGCAUUCAGAACAAAGUCUUUUAUCGAAAUAUGCAACAAAGCACAAGGGAAGUUUGGAAAGGCAAGCACCAGAAAACUGUGUCCCUCUUCUACAACAUCAUCUUCACUUCCUUUCUGCAUUCAUCUAACCGAGUAUUUGCUUGAACCACGGCAAGAAAUCAUAACAAACAUGAUGCAGAGCUUGAAAGUGCAUCAUCUUCUUGUGGACUACUUCGAAGCUAGCUUAGAAGCAUGUCGUUGUUGUGACACAAUCCUUGAAGGGAUUCAUUCAAUGCGACUUUCUUGUAGAAGAAUGACAAGAGUUGUUAAGCUAAGCAAAAGGGUGUUUGGUUGUGCAAAUACCAAUGACGAAACACAAAAGGAUAUUUAUAGAGAGCUUGCUUCAUUUGCGUUACAAAACAACCCUUUGUCCCUUGUUAGCACCAUGCAAUUCCGUGACAUUCACGAUAGGUACAUGGAACUCCUGCAUAGACUAAAAUCACGGAGAGGGAGAAUUCGAAGAAUAUUAACAUUAAAGAGAGUUUUCAAGAAGGUUGGAGGAAUUGCUCUUGUUACUUCACAUAGUAUUGUUCUUAUUGCUUUAUUAGUCUUUUCUUUUCAUAGCAUUGUUGGGUUGGUGGCAGCACCAAGUAUUGUGGGUGGCUUAAUUGGUUUGUUCAUAAAGAGAACGAAGAGGGUUCAUGAAGGGCUUAGCAAAAACUCUUCUGAAAGACUCUGCGAACAACUUGAUGUUGCUGCAAAAGGGGUUUAUAUACUGAUCAAUGACUUGGAUACUAUGAGUACGAUGGUUAAGAGGUUGCAUGAUGAGGUUGAACACAGGAAAACGGUUGCUGAUGUUUGUGUGAAGAAUGGUAGAAGUGAAAUAUUGAAGCAGGUUAUGAAUGAAUUUCAUGAUCAUGAGUCUAGCUUUUUGGACCAAUUGGAAGAGCUUGAAGAACAUAUUUACUUGUGCUUUCUCACCAUAAACAGGUCCAGGAGACUCGUUCUGCAAGAGAUUACGGAUAAAAAACAAUGA